This is a messenger RNA of Ctenopharyngodon idella (grass carp), 2152 nucleotides long. It is a transcript of the gene ube2f, whose product is annotated as ubiquitin-conjugating enzyme E2F (putative). Lineage: Eukaryota; Metazoa; Chordata; Actinopteri; Cypriniformes; Xenocyprididae. Gene Ontology annotation, biological process: protein neddylation. The transcript is spliced from 10 exons. Gene Ontology annotation, cellular component: nucleus. Bases 252 to 809 code for a protein of 185 amino acids. The record is from RefSeq and is a predicted model, not a curated record. Gene Ontology annotation, molecular function: NEDD8 transferase activity.
AAUGAACCGAAUAACUUCCGGCUUCUAAACCGCUCAGGCAGCGGAAAUCAUUAAACUCAGCGGAACUAAUCCGCGCAGUAUUCCACUCAAUUCUAUUUCUUUUAACGACAUUCAACGCGUUUUACAUAAAAACUUUUUGGUGGGAAACGGUGUGUAAUCCAUCUGCAAUAUCCUGAUUAUGGUGUAAGCGGGACAGUUUAGUGACUCUGACAGCGGCAGGUGUGUGAGCGUGUGUAUGUUGGUCUGCUGGUAUGCUGACGUUAGCCAGUAAGCUGAAGAGGGAGGAGGGCGUGAGGGCCGGCCGGACCCCUGCAGGCUCCAACGAUGCCUCUCAUAGAGUGUCCAUCAGAGAUCGACUGCUCAUCAAAGAAGUUGCAGAACUUGAGGCCAACCUGCCAAGUACCUGUAAAGUUACAUUUCCUGAUGAAAACAAACUCCAUCACUUCCAGUUGACCAUUUCUCCAGAUGAAGGCUAUUACCUUGGUGGAAAGUUUCAGUUUGAGAUUGAAGUUCCUGAAGCCUAUAAUAUGGUGCCUCCUAAAGUCAAGUGCUUGACUAGAAUAUGGCACCCAAACAUUGCAGAAACCGGUGAGAUCUGCCUGAGUUUAUUGCGAGAGCAUUCUAUUGAUGGUACUGGAUGGGCACCGACUCGCACACUAAAGGAUGUAGUAUGGGGACUGAAUUCACUCUUCACUGAUCUUCUUAACUUUGAUGACCCACUGAACAUAGAUGCAGCAGAGCAUCAUUUACGGGACAAGGAGGAUUUCAGGAACAAAGUUCAGGACUUCAUCAAAAACUAUGCAAGAUGAUGUCUCUGUUUGCCACGCGAGCCACUCUCACAUGCAUGUGACUUUGCAGAUGUACGUCGAUCCAGACUGCAACAGAGACAAAAUCUCAAACUAUUAAAACAUACUUGGGGAAAGAAGAAAGUUAAAAUGUGUAAAGAAUGAAUCCGCAAGUCCCUGACCAAGAUUUGGGAGGGGGGACGUGGGCCUUACUGUCCAUUUCUGUGGGAUUUUUUUAUUUUGAAGUGGACACUCUCGCUGGUUCUUCUCAGUCAAGUUUGCUUUUACCCCCCCCCCCACAAAAAAAGAAAAGAAAAAAGAAGUACAAAGAUGGUGAUCAUGAAAACGAGGACGUGUAACCUCUCUGAUGUCACCUCCUAUGCUAGUGCCUCUGUGUUUUUGCCACAUAUAACUGGACAUACGUAAGCCAAACUUCUGCAGCCUGCUUCUCAAAACUUGACAACCUACAAACACUGAGAUUAAUUUGUUCAUAAGUGAUGUCAUAGAAAUCCCAAAGUUCCAUUGGUUCAUUCUCUCUGGGGGAGGAGUCCACCAAUGAGGAAAUGCGCAAAAACAUAUAGCACUGAUGUCCCGGAGAAUACGCCGGUGGAUUUCCGAGCGGAUUCUGUAAAGCCAUUUCUUGUAACUCGGCACCUCCCCUCGUGUAAAAUCACGGCAGUUAUCAGACCACUCCGUAUCAUGUGUAAAAAUAUCAGAAUAUCUGCGGGUGCCUCAGUUCAAAUCUGUGAGAUGUUUGUGGGUGAAUCUCACGAAUGUCCAGCUCACAUUUUACACUUAAAAUCAAAGGGGAAAAACAAGAAAUUCUAUUUUGCAUAAAAUUAAGUUUUUUUUUUUUUUUUUUUUUUGUGACAUUUUUUACGAAGAAUUAUGUAUGUUUUCCUUCAUUUUUUUCCAUUGGGGCAAUUUAAUGGCGAAAAUCAUGCAUAAUUGUCAUCAAAUAAUAUAAAAAUGCAAAAUAUUACUUCUUAUUGCUUUUGAUUUUGUGGUGAAAUAUGACCCGGAUGUGUUCUGGAUGUGUUGGUGAGAUUCAGCCUUGCUCUCGUAUGCAUUUUUGUCAGUGUAUACACGUUCAGCUUUACCGAUGUGUGCAUGUACACGAGAAUACCUGUAUGCUAGUACUGUGUUUGUGUGAAAGUGAGAGUGUGUGUUUGAGAGAGAGAGAGAGACUGGGAUUUUAAUACAUGUCUGAUUUGGUAGCAUGCACUGGGCUACUGAACUGCUCAGCCAUAAAGCCUGUUCACUUAGUGAGGAUUUACUUUAUUUAAUUUGACUUUUGUUUUUCUCUUCAGAGGUGUAUAUCCAUUUGUAAAGUAUAUUAAAGAGGAAUUCUACCACUAAGGAAAGAA